AUCGAUGCCUGGUAUUCAGAAGUCUACAAGUAUGAUUUCAGUUCCGAUGGCCCUUCCCCAAAUACAAAACAUUUUACGCAACUUUGUUGGCGCGAUACUACUCAGUAUGGGAUUGGAUAUGCAUACGAUCCAGAUCCCAGAAUAGCUGUUGUCGUAAUGAACUUCAACCCUCCGGGCAACAUAGUUGGUGGUUACAAAGCCAAUGUGCUACCGCCGCGG
Molecule: messenger RNA, 219 nt
Organism: Phytophthora sojae
Lineage: Eukaryota; Oomycota; Peronosporomycetes; Peronosporales; Peronosporaceae
Exons: 1
Source: RefSeq, a predicted model, not a curated record